ACACUUGAAAAGCUCAUGGACUACCUUGACACGCUGCCCCCUGAACUCUGGAAUCGUUGCUUGUCCUUGCUCAACCCCACAAACUUGCGUAACGUCGCCCUCACAUGCAAGACUCUCAACGACUUCGCCCAGCCUUGUUUGUUCCGUCUGCUCCGUGUGGUCGUCGCAGACGGCCAGUACGGUACUGAAGAGGUGAUAAACGCCUCCCGCGAUGCGUUUGUACAGCGGUUUGUCAGCAUCUCAGAGAGCACGACGCUGGCGCCACUCGUGAAGAGGAUCAUUUACGCGGACCAUCUGGAAAUGGGGAAUCCCAUGGCUCUGGGGGCGGUCCGCAAUUUCAAAGAGGCUGUCCCUGCCAACUUCUUCCCCAUCCUUCCGCGCUUUGUUGGGGUGGUCCAGCUCACCCUCUGGCAAGCCGGCAUAGACUUCGAGGCCCCGGAUAUGCGCAAGGCGAUUGAGUCAUUGCCGCUGCUCCGCCGACUCCUUAUCGGCGGGAGCGAGCUCGAAGACGGCAAUCCUAUGCCCCUCGAAAGCUUUACGUUCCAAGACUCGCGACCUCUGGUCUAUCCCAAUACCGAGCCGCUGCAUGUCGUUGACCCAAAGACAAUCCAGCGGCUAACACUUCUCGGCCCAUUGGGACUAAACCCUCUCUUUGUGGCUCUCCAGUCAACUCCGCUGCCCGCGUUGCGCUUUCUACACAUCGACAUCUCGCCCGAGUCGGAUAUAAGCACCAUCGUUGCCAUGCUCGAUCAAUGCGAACAUCUCCUGGAGCUUGUCAUUGGCCACCACGCGCAAUCGCAUGCAGGUCUCAUCCCCAGGUUCGAUGCUGGACAGCAGCAGAUCUUGGCUACCAUGUUUGCCGCAUUCUCUGAACAGAUGGUCAAUGCGGGGCUGCCGCUCCCUCCGGGCUUUACGCUCCCUGGCUUUGGGCCCGCAGCUGACACGGAAUCAGAGAUGGACAAACUCGGGCGGACAUUCAUUCUGGCGCCAUUGGCACUCCCGAAUUUACGGAGCCUGCGUUGCCCUUACAACUUUGUUAGACUCCUCCUGCCCAACCGCGCCACCCUCGACACGCUUAACACAUUUCGGGGCAAGAGCGAGCGAAAAGACGAAACACCUAUUGCGGCAAUCGAGGCGGCGGGUAUCAAUGACAACAUGCGCGUUUUGCGCCUGCUUAGCGCGUUACCCACUCAUACUCUCCCGGAAGUCUUCACAGCCGUUGCCCGCUUCCACCCUGCACUUCGCGAUUUCACCCUCGUUGCCCAUUACGGCCCGCAAGCGCGCUUGUCGCAGCUCGUAGAACAGGGUAUGCUGGUGCUGCCGCCACUGCUGGAGGCCCUCGAAAUCCGUAUUACGUCUGCCCGCGGCGAGUUGUCCGAGCAGUCGAUUCGGCGGGAAAUCACCGAGGCACUCAGCGCGCAACAGGCAGCUUCGACGCUUUGCAAAGUUGUCUUUGCCAUUGAGGAGGAUGAUGUGCGGAAGGUGCAUAAGUAUGUCAAGCGUGUUGGCAGCAGAGGAGAAUGGAUUUGCGAAGCUUAG
Messenger RNA from Mycena indigotica, 1539 nucleotides. RefSeq lists its product as uncharacterized. Gene Ontology annotation, molecular function: protein binding. Lineage: Eukaryota; Fungi; Basidiomycota; Agaricomycetes; Agaricales; Mycenaceae. The transcript has a single exon. Bases 16 to 1539 code for a protein of 507 amino acids. The record is from RefSeq and is a predicted model, not a curated record.